Messenger RNA from Geodia barretti, 613 nucleotides. NCBI's taxonomy places the organism in Eukaryota, Metazoa, Porifera, Demospongiae, Tetractinellida, Geodiidae. The record is from the annotation of a GenBank genome assembly.
UCGACUUUUGGGCAUUCGAUUUAGCAGGAGCACUGGCUUCUGGAGGCAUGUAGACUGAGGCCCCAGGUCCCUUUGUCAUGGUGGCUGCAGCUCUCACACGAGGAACGAUACGAGCCACGCCCAGGUCCGCUAUCUUGGCCACCAUCUCUGAGUCUAGGAGAACGUUUCUGGCCGAUAAGUCGCGGUGGAUGACGGGCGGCGACCGCUCGUGGAGGUAUGCUAGGCCACACGCUACGUUGUACAGUACGGAGCACUUGAGAGCCAUGGAGAAGAAAGAUAGCGGUGUGACGGCGCCGGACGGAGGGGGCGUGUCCGGAGCCAGCAAGUCGUGAAGACUCGUCAGCAGUCGCUCCAUGACGAGGGCUGGCAGUCGCGAGCCGGGAAAGAAAGCGACGCCCAGAAACUGGACGAUGUUCGGGUGGCGGAGGGUGCUCAUAAGUUGGCAUUCCCUCACGAACUCGGUCACGGCCUUAGGCAGUUCGUCCGUCGUUGCAUCCCCUUCUUGCAAGAUGGGGCUCCGCCGCCGAUUCUGGUUCCAGUGAGCUGGACGUUGGAGAGAACGAAGGGCCUCAGCCCCGGAUGGUCGCGGAGAAACUCUUCAGCCAUGUUUUUA